AUGUCAGUGGAACUCAAUACAGCAGGAGACGUGACCCUUGAUCUGAAAAACCCUGAACACUGGGACUGCUCAUGGGAUGAGCUGGUGCUUUAUGAUUUACGCAGUGUUACCAAGUUUGUUUGCAAACAUAUUGGCCUGAAAAUCUACUAUGUAGGCCGUUCCCUUAUCGAAAUAGCAGUUAGUCUUGCAGAAUUCAAUCCACAAGGGGAAGCAGUAUACAACUUCCUCAAAUCCCAAUGCGCCACUCCUGGAAUGAUCUGUCUUGACUUGCUAUCUGCAUUUACAGGGAAGAAAUGUUGUCUAAACUCAUCCUAUGAUUUGUCUUACUUGAAGCAUGAACCUUAA
Messenger RNA from Fraxinus pennsylvanica, 345 nucleotides. The record is from the annotation of a GenBank genome assembly. Lineage: Eukaryota; Viridiplantae; Streptophyta; Magnoliopsida; Lamiales; Oleaceae.